AUGGACAAUCUGAAGCUGGGGAAGCUAAAGGUGGUGCGGCGGCAGCUGCUGCAGAGGUAUGAGCACCAGCCGUUUGUGUCAUGUCUGGCUGGUCUAUACGGCUGUCAAUGGAGACGCUACCAGAGGGCCAAGUCACAGCCCGGGGAGAGCUGCUGCAGCAGGGUGGAGUGUGGGAGCGUGGUUUUCCUGGUCCUGACCUUCCUCCUCUCCUCUCUGUUCCUCUACUUCUGGAGCCAAGCUCACAACGAUUACAAUGACUUUGACUGGUUUAAAUUUGAGACUCUGGGAUUCUGGUUCCCCUGGUCUCUGGUGCUGCUGGUUGUUGCUGCUGCUCUGUUCACCUACAUCUCUCUGCUGCUGGUACUAGCAGUGUGUUUACUGUCUGAGGGACAGAGGUUGUACCUUCACUGGAGUCACAAGAUGGGGAUCGUGGUGACCAUGGCGUUCUCUGUCAGUGCCACGGCUGUUCUCUCUGAGGUGUGGAGUAAAGAGUGGAAGACCCUUCUCCUCUCCCUGCAGGUCACAGCCCCCUUUCUUCAGGUAGGCGGGGUUUUAUUGAUGACUCUCCUGUCCUGGCCAAUUGCGCUGCACUUUUUUCGUAUGAACAAGAGAGUGCAUCAAGUGUGUCUGUUGGGUGUGUACAUGAGUGCAUUGUUCAGUCUGUACCUGGUUCCUCUGGCCAUGUAUUCUCCCUGCAUCAGAGAAGCUGGAACCCUGGGGCCAAAACCAACACUCCUCGGACACAGAGGAGCUCCCAUGCUUGCCCCAGAGAAUACUCUAAUGUCUUUUGAGAGUGCAGUGGAGGCUGGAGUGGACGGGUUUGAGACUGACGUCACUAUAAGUGCUGAUGGCGUUCCGUUUGUGAUGCAUGACCUCACCCUGCAGAGGACCACUAACGUAGAGGAGGUGUUUCCUAACAGAACACACACACCUGCUGCCCUGUUCACCUGGUCUGAUGUACAGCAGCUCAACGCUGGGGCCUGGUUCCUCUCUUGGGAUCCGUUUGGCACGGUGUUCUCUCUGUCACCAGAGCAGCGAGAGCUAGCUGCCAAUCAGAUGGUUCCCUCCCUGGAUGAAGUUCUGGACGUAGCGAAUCGGGCGGGCAGGACAGUGCUGUUUGACCUGAGACAACCUCCUCCUGGACACCCUUACAGAGACAACUACCUCAACAUCACCCUGGACCUCAUACACACACGCAUCAACUCCAGCCAGGUGCUGUGGCUGCCAUCAGAUCAGAGAUGGGAGAUACAGCAGGUGGAUCCAGAGCUGCAACAGACAGCCGGACAGACUGCCUCUAUUCAGGAACUACAGGACAACCACAUCACUACCCUCAACCUGCAUUACAGCACCAUGUCUCUGCAACACGUCAGUAAGUACAGGUCGGUGAACAUCAGUGUGAACCUGUAUGUAGUGAACCAGCCGUGGCUCUACUCUCUGGCCUGGUGCAGUGGAGCAUCCUCUGUUACCACCAACAACAUGCUGCUGAGAGAUAUACACACACCGCUGCUCCUUGUGACUCCAGAGCAGUAUAGUGUGAUAUGGAUUCUGACUGACCUGGUCUCUGCUGUUCUUAUAGUCUGUGUCUUCAUAUUCCACUGGUGGCGUGAGCGAGGCCUACAAUUCUGGUCAGGCAGUCGACAGACACACGAGACCGGGCCUUAUAGCAAGUUCAGGACUGAUCCUGUGGAGUCAGGGUGGGGUCGAUGGAAUCCCUUCCACUCAGAGUCUCCUACUAGAGCCCUCAUCUCUCUCCCUCUGGACCUCAACCCAUGAACUCAACUCAUGAACCAUUCCCAAACCCCAAAUCUUUGGACUUCAACCCACACAUGAACCCUGCACCAACCCCUCACCUGAACUCCAACUACCACACCCCUGACCUCUAACCCUUAACCUUUGCCCAGCAGAGCUCAGCGACGUCUGGUCCAUCUCCAGUGGGAAUGUCCGAACUGAACUACGGACUCCCAGUACCCUCCACACCAUCACAGAGGAGUAACACACAUGCACACAGACACUCACCCAGUCACGCACACACAAAGUGUGACCGCACAAGAAUGAGCAUAGGGAAAUGGGAAGGAAAACAAGAGAAGAGGAUGAACUAAAUGUGUAAAAAGAGGAAGAGGCUGAUGUAAUGUGAAAGAUAAGCCAGUAUUUUGAUAAUCCUGAUUAAGACUGUUGUUCCUUUGUCCUCACUUGACCAGCUCAUUCACACCCCCUCUGGUGACCACUGGAACUGCAGAACUGAAUUGCUGAAAUAUGAAAUAUACACUGAACAAAAAAUAUAAACGCAACAUGUAAAGUGUUAGUCCCAUAUUUCAUGAGCUGAAAUAAAAAAUCCCUGAAAUGUUCUAUAUGCACAAAAAGCUUAUUUCAUCCCUGUUAGUGAGCAUUUCCUCACUUACCAAGAUAAUCCAUCCACCUGACAGGUGUGGCAUAUCAAGAAGCUGAUUUAACAGCUUCUUGAGGUGCACCUUGUGCUGCGGACAAUAAAAGGCCACUUUAAAAGGUGCAGUUUUGUCACACAACACAAUGCCACAUAUGUCUCAAGUUUUGAGGGAGCGUGCAAUUGGCAUGCUGACUGCAGGAAUGUUCACCAGAAAAUGUAAUGUACAUUUUUCUACCAUAAACGCACGUGGUCUGCGGCCUCACAACCGCAGACCCCGUGAAACCACGUCAGCCCAGGAUCUCCACAUCUGGCUUCUUCACCGGCGAGAUCAUAUGAGAUGGGUUUGGAGUGAGGGGUGGUGAGAAGUAUUUGUCUGUAACAACUAAUUCUGAUUGACUGGGCCUGGCUACCAAGUGGGUGGGCCUAUGCCAUCCAAGGUCCACCCAUGGUUGCACCCCUGCACAGUCAUAUGAAAUCCAUAGAUUAGGCCCUAAUUCAUUAAUUUCACUUGAAUGAUUUCCUUAUAUGAACUGUAACUCAGUAAAAUCUUUGAAAUUGUUGCAUGUUGUGUUUAUAUAUUUUGUUCAGUUUGUUGUUUUUAUUCUCAUAACUGUUAAGACAUCAGCUGCAUUAGAGGAAUGUAUUCAAUGUAUUAAAUAGGGUCUAUAUUUUCUGUGUGAGUGAGUGGAUGCAGGUGAACACUGACUGUACUGUGGUUUUAGUUUGAUAAGGUUUUAAUGAUCAGGAGUUGCUAUGUAUAUUUGAAUGUAUGACCAAGCAAUAGCCUAGGGUUUUAGCAUGGCAGUGAAUACAGCAUCUGCUUCUGCUAACACACAUAUCUAUCUAUCAUGAGAUCUACUCCUAAAUCUUAAUUGUUUAUUUUGAGGUUGUAGAAGCUGUGUAUGACUUUCAGGUGUUGUGUGGAAAGUUGCUGGUUUCAGGUGUUAGUCUGUGGGUUGGUUGGUUGGUAAUGGCUCUGUGGACAAUGUUGAGCAGGAGACAGGAGAUCUACGUGCCAUAGGAGACACAAUGUCCACAGGCCAGGUUGGUUGGUAAAGGCUCUGUGGACAAUGUUGAGCAGGAGACAGGAUAUCUACGUGCCAUAGGAGACACAAUGUCCACAAGCCACUGGCUAGCCAUACAGAGGAGAAGAGAGAGAUUUUAUGGGCUUCUACAAAACUUUUGUUAUUAUCUGAAGCAUUCUAGAACUCUCCAAGAGAUUCUGGAACCCUCCCAAGACAUUCUAGAACUAUCCCAGGGCAUUCUAGAACUGUCCCAAUACAUUCUCACAAGCCAUUCUAAAACUCUCCAUGACAGAAAAUACAUGUUGACAAUCUGUAUGUUCACAGUAAACCAACUAACAACAGAGCAGUUGAUAUCCUGAUGACCAGAGAGUAAAAUAAUGAUCUUCUGCCAUUGGUGGAAUUGCACUCCGCCUUGCUUGCAUUAGAGACCGCUAGGCUAUACAAAUACCAUGCUAUCAGGAAUCGAAACCUAUAUUUGGUCCCAACAAUGAUUCAAAGGUAUCAAACACUCCGAAUGUAAUUGUUGUUAAAUAGCAAAAGGGUACAUAGUAUUUCUGGUUGUUUUCUGUAUAACAGGACGACCGUUUUGUUUUAAUGUAUAUGAGCCUUCUCUAUGUUAUGUUACUAUUUUCUGACUGUAAAUGGUAUUACCUGAUAUUAAAAAUCUUUAAAGGA
Molecule: messenger RNA, 4083 nt
Organism: Oncorhynchus kisutch (coho salmon)
Lineage: Eukaryota; Metazoa; Chordata; Actinopteri; Salmoniformes; Salmonidae
Product: glycerophosphodiester phosphodiesterase domain-containing protein 5-like
Exons: 17
Coding region: 1-1773 (590 amino acids)
Biological process (GO): lipid metabolic process
Cellular component (GO): membrane
Molecular function (GO): glycerophosphodiester phosphodiesterase activity
Source: RefSeq, a predicted model, not a curated record